Molecule: messenger RNA, 4363 nt
Organism: Thermothelomyces thermophilus ATCC 42464
Lineage: Eukaryota; Fungi; Ascomycota; Sordariomycetes; Sordariales; Chaetomiaceae
Exons: 2
Coding region: 34-4188 (1384 amino acids)
Biological process (GO): post-Golgi vesicle-mediated transport; phospholipid translocation; intracellular protein transport
Cellular component (GO): plasma membrane
Molecular function (GO): ATPase-coupled intramembrane lipid carrier activity; magnesium ion binding; ATP binding
Source: RefSeq, a predicted model, not a curated record
GGCGACGGCAAUAAUAGCGGUGGUGCCCACGAGAUGAAGCAGUUCGAGCACCGGAACCUCCGGGUUGGCGCCGGGCCUCCUGCGGCCACCACCACCACCAAGGGCAACUUUGCAGGCAAUGCGCGCCAAUGGUACCACCGACUGGUCGUCGGUCUCAUCCUGCGGCGCAAGACGCUGCCGCCAUCCAGGGACGGGCGGCGCAUUCCCUUGCGGCCGGACCGCGAGGAGCCGCUCAUCGAUGAGAGGAGGGGCUAUCCGUACAUUUCCAACUCCAUCCGGACCUCGCGCUACACCGUCUACGACUUCUUCCCCAAGCAGCUCUUCUUCCAGUUCACCCGGCUAGCCAACUUUUACUUUUUAUGCGUCGGCAUUCCUCAGACGAUCCCGGGAAUCAGCACUACCGGAAACUUCACCACCAUCCUCCCGCUCCUGUUCUUCGUCCUCCUCACGAUUGCCAAGGAGGGCUACGACGACUGGAGGAGGCAUCGCCUCGACAAGAUUGAGAAUGCCAAGCCGACAACCGUCCUGCGCCGCGCCGGUAGCAGCAUCGGAACCAGCCAGGGGUGGAGGCCAUGGUUUUGCGGAAGGCCAACCAACAAGCUAGGCGUGUUUGAGCAGCAAUCCGAAACGGGCCAGAUUUCUCCUCUCGGGUUGCAAUGGCAAACCAUCAAGUGGCAGGACCUGCGAGUCGGAGACGUCGUCAAGUUGUCCAGGGAUGAGGACGUGCCCGCCGACAUUGUGCUCCUCCAUGCCGAGGGCGAGGGAGGCUUGGCUUAUGUAGAGACCAUGGCGCUCGACGGGGAGACGAAUCUCAAGAGCAAGCGAGUGUGCGCCGCCUUGGAGGGGUGUGAUUCUGUCGAAGGCAUCUGCAACUGCGACGCCGUGUUUGUUGUCGAGGAUCCGAACCCGGACCUGUAUCGCUUCGACGGGCGGGUGACGGUCGGAGAAGAGACCCUGCCUCUCACGCUGACCGAGGUUGUCUACCGUGGUUGCACCAUCCGCAACACCGCCAGCGUCAUCGGGAUGGUCAUCAACACGGGGGAGGAGACAAAAAUUCGAAGAAACGCGAAUCGCCACCCGAGUGCCAAGAAACCCGCCCUAGAGAGCACGGCCAACAUGAUUGUCCUCGCGCUCGUCGUCUACCUUGUUGCCCUCGUUGCUGGUCUCUCAGGGGGUUACGCCAUCUGGCAACACACCUACGAGCGGGUUGCAUGGUACCUCCGCGAUGUUCCGGUUCCCUACUCGCAUAUUAUCAUGGGGUAUGCGAUCCAGUUCAACAACGUUAUCCCUCUGGCCCUAUAUGUCAGCCUUGAGAUUGUCAAGAUCUGCCAGAUGCUGCUGCUGAACUCAGACAUUGAGAUGUACGACCAGGCGUCGGAUACCGCCGCGCGAUGCAACACCAACACUAUCCUUGAGAACCUCGGACAGGUUGGCUACUUAUUUUCCGAUAAGACCGGGACCUUGACGGAGAACGUCAUGCGAUUUCGCAAGAUGAGCGUGGCCGGGACGACUUGGCUGCAUCAGAUGGAUCUUGUUCAAGGCGAUGGCUCCAAGAAGCUCGGAGAACCACAACAGGUCGGCUGUGAGAUGUUGGGUGUAACCCUUGAACACGGCGAUGACACUCCCAGCGGUGCCGAGGUUUCAAGGUUCUUGUCUCUUCCGACACCGAAUGAAGACGCCUCUAUUUGCCGGUCUUCGUCCCAAUUGCGGUCAACCUUGAGGCCGGACCACAUCCAGCCUAACCUCACGACCUCGGAUCUACUAGAAUACAUCCGGAUACGGCCGAAUUCUCCCUUUUCUCAGCGUGCCAUUCAAUACAUUCUGGUGAUGGCGCUCUGUCACACCUGUCUCCCCGAGUCUAAGGACGGAAAGGUCGACUUUCAGGCCGCGUCACCCGACGAGCUUGCUCUGGUAAGGGCGGCCCAAGAUCUCGGUUUCCUGGUCACGCAGAGAACGACGCAAAGCGUGACUCUCCGAAUCUCCACCGGCGACGGCCACACAGAACGCACCUACCGCAUCCUUGACGUGAUCGAGUUUAGCAGCAAACGCAAACGCAUGUCAAUAAUCGUACGCUGCCCCGACGGGAGGAUAUGGCUCCUGACCAAGGGCGCCGACUCCGUCAUCCUCCCGCGCUUGAGACUGGCAAACCUGGCGACGCAGAAGGCCAAGGAAGUACGGCAAAGCCUCGAGUUCGAACAUCAACUACUCCGCAAGAGCGAGGCUCAAGAACCCCGCAACAGCUUCGGCGGCCGACCAAGCCUUACUAUCCGGCGGAGUCUCGCCCUCUCACGGCACGGCUCCCUGGUUGCCAGCAGCAGUGUGCGACCGGAUAAGAGCAGAAGCAAGUCGUUUGACCUUCGCCGUCUAGACCCUCAGACCAAUGUCCUCUCUCGCCCCCUGCUCGAUGCCCGCACGGUGUCCUUCGACGGCCGCCGCACAACGAGGAGGGAUGCCUCAGAGCCACAGGCCACGCCUACCAAGUUUGCAUUCCUCGAGGACCCGUCAUUGUCCGACGAUGCUACCAUCUUCACUCGCUGUUUCAGGCAGAUAGACGAAUUUGCCACGGAGGGUCUUCGGACGCUCCUGUUUGCUCACCGGUUUCUGACCGAGCAGGAGUACAACGGCUGGAAGAAGCUGUACCACGAUGCGGAGACCAGCUUGGUCGACCGCCAAGACCGCAUCGAAGCCGUGGGCGAGAUGAUCGAGCAGUCGCUCGAUCUCAUCGGCGCAUCCGGCAUCGAGGACCAGCUGCAGCCCGGGGUUCCCGAAACGAUUGAACGGCUCCGGCGGGCAAACAUCAAGAUCUGGAUGCUCACCGGAGAUAAGCGAGAAACGGCAAUCAACAUUGCCCAUUCGGCCCGGAUCUGCCGUCCCGGAUCCGACGUCUUCGUGCUGGACGCGACCAAGGGCGACCUGGACGGCCAGAUUCUGACCAUCAUGGAAGACCUUCAGAUCCAAGCCGAGACCAACCCGUCCAACCUCCCGGGACACACGGUCGUCGUCAUCGACGGCCACACCCUCGCCGCCCUGGAAGAGCCGGCCGCGGCGGCGGCCAAGUCCUCAUUCUACCGUCUCAUCCGCACCAUCGACUCGGUCAUCUGCUGCCGCGCGUCCCCGUCCCAGAAGGCGCUCCUGGUCCGGACGGUCCGCAACUUCUCGUCGUCCGCCAGCAUCGCUCCUCCCGCCGCCGCCGCCGGGAAGGGGAGGGGAGGGACCCCGCUUCUGCACGACCUCGUCGCUCGCCUCCGGCGGCGGCUGCUGCCGUUCCCCAGCGCGAGCGCGGGCCCGCUGACGCUCGCCAUCGGCGACGGCGCCAACGACCUGGCCAUGCUCAGCGAGGCGCACGUCGGGGUGGGCAUCUCGGGGCGCGAGGGCCUGCAGGCGGCGCGCGUGGCCGACUACGCGGUCGCGCAGUUCCGCUUCCUCGGCCGGCUGCUGCUGGUGCACGGGCGGUGGAACUACGCGCGCACCGCCCGCUUCGUCCUGGCCACCUUCUGGAAGGAGAUGCUCUUCUACCUGCCCACGGCGCUCUACCAGCGCCUCGCCGGCUACACGGGCACCAGCCUGUACGAGAGCUGGAGCCUGACGGCGCUCAACACCCUCUUCACCAGCCUUUGCGUCAUCGUGCCGGGCGUGUGGGAGCAGGACCUGGCGGCCGAGACGCUGCUGGCCGUGCCGGAGCUGAUUCUGGACACGCACUACAAGACGGGCAUCGUCAUCGGGUCCUUCUUCAUCACCGUCGGCGGCUGGUGGAUAUGGCAGGUAUUCCUUGCCGGCGUGUAUGCCCCCGGGGUGUGGCCGUACGCGGUCAAGGACGGCUUCUUCUCGUCCUUUGGGCCGGAUCCGGCCUGGUGGGCCGCGCUGUUUGGCGCCCUCGGCGUCCUGGCCUGCAUCGAGCUCGCAUACAAGUCGGUCAAGCGCAACCUGAUCGUCGCGGGGCUCUGGAAGUUUGGCUGGAAGUGGCUGAGGUGGUCUACGUGGAAGGCGGCGUUCAGUAGAGGCGCCGCCGCAUGGACGGAGGAAGGCACUCGCGCAAGCUUGGAGGAGUGGGACGUGGAACUGUGGCAGGUCAUGGAGCAGGAUCCGGCAAUCAGGGAAACGCUACGCAGGAUGAGCAGGUUGGGAUUCGCCGAGGAGAAUGAAGGGCCGGAGAGCGCGUGGAGAGGAGACGGCAGUGAGCCCGUCUAAAGGAGGCGGGGGGCGCUGUGCUCCUGACGGUCAUUCCAUUUGUCUCUGCCUUUUUUUUUUUGUUUCCUUUUUUUUCCUUCACUGUCUCUUGUCUCCUUCCUGUUUCUUCUAGCUCCCCGAGAUACCCUUCUCUUACUCUUUUGGAGUCAAGUCUAUAUUACCGAUCUAGAUAUAG